Messenger RNA from Nannospalax galili (Upper Galilee mountains blind mole rat), 591 nucleotides. RefSeq names its product histone H2B type 3-B. The coding region runs from base 76 to 456 and encodes 126 amino acids. Gene Ontology annotation, cellular component: nucleosome. The record is from RefSeq and is a predicted model, not a curated record. The transcript has a single exon. Gene Ontology annotation, molecular function: structural constituent of chromatin; protein heterodimerization activity; DNA binding. NCBI's taxonomy places the organism in Eukaryota, Metazoa, Chordata, Mammalia, Rodentia, Spalacidae.
CUUUAUUUGAAUACAGGGCGUACAAAUAGAGUAGGUACCCAGAGCGCGCGCGUUUGUCUGAAGAGAACUGCCGCCAUGCCUGAUCCCUCCAAAGCGGCUCCGGCCCCCAAGAAGGGCUCCAAGAAAGCGGUGACCAAGGCGCAGAAGAAGGACGGCAGGAAGCGCAAGCGCGGCCGCAAGGAGAGCUACUCCAUCUACGUGUACAAGGUGCUGAAGCAGGUGCACCCCGACACGGGAAUCUCCUCCAAGGCCAUGGGCAUCAUGAACUCGUUCGUCAACGACAUCUUCGAGCGCAUCGCCAGCGAGGCGUCCCGCUUGGCGCACUACAACAAGCGCUCGACCAUCACGUCCCGCGAGGUGCAGACGGCGGUGCGCCUGCUGCUGCCGGGGGAGCUGGCCAAGCACGCCGUGUCCGAGGGCACCAAGGCCGUCACCAAGUACACCAGCUCCAAGUGAGGCGCGGCCCCGGUGCCCCCAAACCAAAGGCUCUUUUCAGAGCCACCCACAUAUCGAUAAAAGGGUUUUGAACACCGUAAAGGCCCACUGACAGAUGGGAACCUUACUGGACCAGGCUGCGCUGAGUGAUGUGUU